Molecule: messenger RNA, 2343 nt
Organism: Mixia osmundae IAM 14324
Lineage: Eukaryota; Fungi; Basidiomycota; Mixiomycetes; Mixiales; Mixiaceae
Exons: 11
Coding region: 1-2343 (780 amino acids)
Biological process (GO): RNA 3'-end processing
Molecular function (GO): nucleotidyltransferase activity
Source: RefSeq, a predicted model, not a curated record
AUGGAGCACGCGAGCACCGCAGCACGGCCAAGGUCACCAGGAGCAGCGAGCAUGAAUUCGUCUUUCAAUGGCGCAGCGAGCGUAGCCAGCUCGUCGAGCAUGCAACACAUCGACUCGGGCCCCAAUCACCGCUAUCAUGGCACGAACAGAAGGAUCAUCCAGCCCACCAGCUCGCCCUCUCAUGCCAAUAUCACUGCAGAAUUGUCGGCUUACCUGCAAUCGAGCUUUCUGCCCUCUGUGCUGCCAACGGCGGAUGAAUACCAGAUGAAGGAGCAAACGAGGAUAUACUUGCAGACGUUGGCCAACCGAGUCUCGCCAGGCGCAAAGUUGCUACCGUUUGGGUCAAUGGCAAACGGCUUCGCUCUUCGCAAUUCAGACAUGGAUCUGUGUUGCUUCAGGUCAGAGACAGAACGACCGCAACGGUCUUCCUCCGAGCUCGUCGAGAUACUCGGACGUAUCAUUGAGCAAGAAACCGAUUUCGAAGUAAAGAUGUUGCCGCGAGCGAGGAUACCUAUCAUCAAGCUCAGCAAGCCACCGUCUCCGGGCGUGCCUUUCGGUCUCCAGUGCGAUAUCGGCUUUGAUAAUCGAUUGGCAAUGGAGAACACGCGACUCCUACUGACUUAUGCUCGUGUCGAUCCUCGCUUAAGGACCAUCGUACUCUUUCUCAAAGUAUGGACGAAAGCGCGUAAGAUCAACAGUCCCUACACCGGCACGCUCAGUUCCUACGGCUACGUACUGCUCGUAAUCCACUUCCUUACCAAUGUCCGCAAGCCAGCCGUGUUACCGAACCUGCAGCGUCUGCCGCCGCCGAGAGCGAUACCAGUUGAAGAGCUCGAGAUCGACGGGCAUGACAUAUACUUUUACGAUGAUCUGGACAGCCUCGACGCAGUGUGGUCAGGCACGAGCAAAGAGAGUGUGGGCGAGCUCCUCGUCGCUUUCUUUCGAUAUUACUCGCAAGAGUUUCGCUAUGCGUGGGACGUCAUUUCUCCGCGCACGGAAGGCGGCAUCCUUACUAAGGAAUCGAAAGGCUGGCAAGCCGACCUGCAUCCUGAGGAUAGCUUGAUGGGCGGGCCGCGCGAGCUCAACAAGCUAUGUAUCGAGGACCCUUUUCAGACAGACUACAAUGUGGCCCGUACAGUCACAAAAGACGGCAUCUUCACUAUCCGGGGCGAGAUGAUGCGAGCUGUACGGAUAGUGACGCAACGAACAGCAAAGAUCUCCAGCAUUAUUGCAGAGUUGACCGAAGAGCGAUCAGAUCAGCUCAUCGCUGCACCACCGGGUGCAGGUAGUCGGCGUCGAUCAGCCCCCUCCCCGCGGUUAGGACCAACAGUCUAUCCACAGCAAAGUGCAGCUGACUUUCGCACAUGGCUGGCGACGUCUGCUGGUAUGGCCCAAACAGCGGGUCCAAUGUACACAGGACGGCCUCAGCAGCUUGGUGGCCAUCUUGAAGAGGCGAUCGAGACGAGCCCAAACAAUGCGCUUGCACCGCAAGUACAAGACUCUACGCCACGACAGGACUACUCGUCCGGGCGGCAGGAAUACGUGCCUUCACGUUAUCGGCACGCAAUGCAGUACAGUCAUACGCUAGCGCCAAUCAAUGGCUAUAGGCGGCCAAGGCAGCCACACAGUCAGAAAUCGCAGUCCCCAAACUCGCACCAGUCGAAUGGUACCAGUUUCGCAGGAUCGCAAAGAGGACGACGCAUGUCUUGGGACGGCGUGCAAGAGUCCACUGUCACCAAUGAUUUCGAUAGGUUCUUUCAGGUUGUUCCUGAUCAGGAAGGUACAGCAACCAUGACGGCCCCUGUCAGUCCGGCAAUGUCAGAGAUGUCCUACAACUUUCGCAGCCUUGCAGUCAACGGGCAUACACAGUCGUCGCCAUUACAAUCUGCUGUUUAUUCGAGCUCAGAUGGCGAUGUUCCCGUGCUCGAUGCAGGCUUGAGUGCGCAGUCAUCUAUGCAGAGCAACAGCCAACCUCAUCCAACAAUCAAGUUUGGAAACUUUCAUUCGCCUUUACAUUCGCCCACGCCAGCAGCUGCUGCUGGGCUGGGUUUGUUCGAGAUGCGCGAUCACGAACUCGCAGCGGAAGCGGCGAAAUCGGCUGCCGCUGCCGCUCGAGCUGCGCAGCCACCAGCACCCCGAUCGUCUUCAUCGCGCAACACGACCUUGGGCGCCAUUCACCCUGAAGUCGACAAUGAUACGUUACUGUUCGGCGGUAUACGGGUCGUCAGGCGGCGAGAAGAAAGCGACAAGGCGAUGGCCGCGCUGAUGCGGUCAGCUGUACAGCGGAGAACGUCGCGAGAGCCAAUGGCAAACUCUUCGCGGCCUGAAGCUGCACAGCGGUAG